Tripterygium wilfordii is the source of this 4839-nucleotide messenger RNA. RefSeq lists its product as uncharacterized. Bases 383 to 4618 code for a protein of 1411 amino acids. Gene Ontology annotation, molecular function: nucleic acid binding; aspartic-type endopeptidase activity. The transcript has a single exon. Lineage: Eukaryota; Viridiplantae; Streptophyta; Magnoliopsida; Celastrales; Celastraceae. The record is from RefSeq and is a predicted model, not a curated record. Gene Ontology annotation, biological process: DNA integration; proteolysis.
CUUGCUUGGCCAGUGAUAGACCCAUUAUCACUAAAACAUAUGAAAAGAGGCCACGUGGCAGUGCUUAAUUGAUCCAUGUGUUUGCUCUUUAUUGGGUUUGCUCUCUGUAAUGGUGUUGCUGGUUUGUUAUAGGUACAGGGUGCAGAGUGGUGGAAGGCAUCUGGGUAUUUUGUUGCUUUUCUCUCUAGAGAGAGUCGGGAGGUCCUAGCCCUCGAAGUCUAGGGUUUUAUCAUCUUUCUUGCUUGUUCUCCAUUUCUGGUUGUAAUAGGCAUUAUCAGUGCAGUAAUAUAAUCGAUAGACCUCAAAUAUAUUACAGUUAUUUGUCAUUUCUGUUCAAUAUAGUUGUGUCUAUCAAUUGGUAUCAGAGGAACUGUUCCUGUCAAUGGUCAAAUCGCGAAUGGAGGGGAGAGCCGACGAGUUGGAGAAGGAGGUGGGUUCUCUGAAAAGUUCAGUUGGAGAUCUUAAGGCAGACAUGGAAACAAUGAAGUCAUGUAUGGAGGAGAUGAGGGAUUUGUUACGUGGCAGAUUGGUGCCUGAUAAAGGCAAAGAGAAGGAGACGUUAGAAGGGGAAUCUUCUCAUGCUGGAGCUGAUGACAACUUACCCGACCGCCGACCUUCCGCUGAUGUUGAAGUUUUAAAGAGACGGUUGGAGAUGCCUGUUUUUUCUGGUGAGGACCCUUCAGGUUGGCUGUUUAGAGUGGAGCGUUACUUUACUCUGAAUAAGGUGCUGGAGAGUGAGAAAAUUUCUGCUGCCGUGGUGUGUUUAGAAGGGAAAGCGCUGGGUUGGUAUCAAUGGAUGGAAGUUCGAUCUCCCAUUUCGACAUGGCCUGCUUUUCGAGCUGCUAUCCUUCGCCGUUUUCGUAACUCACAAGCAGGAAGUGAUCAUGAGCAUUUGGUUUCACUGAGACAGACUGGUAAAAUGGCAGAUUUCAGGGUACUGUUCGAGCAAGUGUCCGCCCCACUCCAUGAUGUGAGUGAGGAGAUGUUGGCGGCAGCCUUCAUCAACGCCGUCAAGGAGGAAGUCCGGGCUGAGAUCAGGUUACAUCCACCACUUACCCUAUCUGGUUUGAUGGAUCUGGCCCAAAGGGUGGAAGAUAGGAAUGAGGCCUUGCUUCAGGCCCAAAGCCCACGUUCUUCUUUAGGGAUUCUUCGUUCCACUUCAACCACGGUGACUCGUCCUGUUUCUUAUUCAGCGAAUCUAGGUCGUCCUCCAGAAUCGAUUCGCUCACAACCUGAGUUUAAAUCGUCACCACGUGAUUCCAAAUUUUCACCCAUCACUUCCCCCACUACCAAGCGUGACACCUUUCAUAAACUCACCGAGAAAGAAGCCCAGCAGAGGAAAGACAAGGGGCUUUGUUUUCGAUGUGACGACAAGUAUCACCCGGGGCAUGUCUGCAAGAACAAGUUGCUGCAGGUUCUUAUUGCAGCCGAUGAAUCUGAGUCUGUGGAAAGGAUUGGGGAGAGUGUGGCCAAUGACGAAGUGCCGGAACCAAGAGAAGCGGGGGAUCAAGUGGAGCUGUCCAUGAACUCUAUUGUGGGUUUGUCUACUACUAAAAAUAGUACGCUUAAAAUUAGAGGAACUCUGGAGGGGAAGGAUGUUAUCGUGUUGGUUGAUAGCGGAGCAUCUCACAAUUUUAUUUCAUCAGAGAUAGUCCAAUGUCUUCAGUUGCCGGUGGAUUCUCGUCGGAAGUUCACGGUUCAAGUGGGUAAUGGGUUAUGUGUUACUGGAGCAGGGUUGUGUCAUGAUAUCUCCUUAACUAUCCAAGAUGUUCAGAUUCGAGAAUCCUUUCAUGUUAUAGAUUUGGGUAGCGCUGAUGUAGUACUGGGAAUUUCGUGGCUGCGGACUCUUGGGGAAAUAUCUUCCAAUUAUCAGACUUUGACCAUGAAGUUUGUUCUUGCUGGUCGCAGGAUUGUUUGGCACGGUGAUCCCACCCUUUCCAAAACGGUGGUCUCUCUUAAGGCAAUGCUGAAGUUGUUGAAGCACGAAGAAUUGGGUUUUAUGGUUGACUUUGGGUCAUUUCAAGUACAUUCUUCCGUUGGCAAUGACCUGGUUCCUGAUCAACAGCAUGAUGGAUUGUUUCUAGAUUUACAGCAGCUCCUCACUGAGUUUGAUUCUAUUUUUGUGCCCCGUCCAGGCCUACCUGUUCAGAGGAGCCAUGAUCAUGCUAUUCAGCUGGUUGAUGGAGCCAAUCCUCCUAAUAUUAGACCCUAUCGUUACCCUUAUUAUCAAAAAAAUGAAAUUGAAAAGUUGGUUAAGGAGAUGCUGGUGGCUGGUAUCAUUAAACCGAGUCACUUGCGAAGUGUCUUUCUUAUACUCAAGCAGCAUGCCCUGGUACUUAACCGCAAGAAGUGUAUUUUUGCUCAGCCCCGAAUUGAAUAUUUGGGCCACAUUAUUACUGCUGCUGGUGUAGAGGCAGAUCCCUCCAAAAUUCACAGCAUGGUUUCUUGGCCAGUGCCAACUACUCUUAAAUCCUUGCGUGGUUUUCUAGGCCUCACGGGCUAUUACCGAAGAUUUGUCCGCAAUUAUGGCAAGAUAGCAGCCCCUUUAACGUCUUUAUUAAAGCAUGGUAAUUUUCAUUGGAAUGACUCUGCUUUGCAGGCUUUUGAGGACUUAAAACAGGCUAUGAUUUCGGUACCAGUUCUGGCCUUGCCUGAUUUUUCAAAAAAUUUCAUUGUGGAGACUGAUGCUUCUGGCACUGGAGUUGGGGCUGUUCUAAUGCAAGAGGGUCAUCCUGUGGCUUAUUUUAGUAAGACACUCUCGCCCCGUGCUCAAGCCAAAUCUGUUUAUGAUAGGGAGCUGAUGGCCAUUGUCUUAGCUGUUUUGAAAUGGAGGCACUAUCUCUUAGGCCGUAAAUUUUUGGUGCGCACGGACCAAUGCAGCCUGAAAUUUCUUCUAGAUCAGCGAUUGGUUCAUGAGGGUCAACAGCGUUGGAUCACCAAGUUAAUGGGUUUUGAUUUUGAAGUUCAAUAUCGCCCAGGUACUAAAAAUUUGGUUGCUGAUGCUCUUUCAAGGCGUGAGGAUCCUCAAUUCUCUUCUUGUUCUUUGGUCAGUUCUGAACCUUCACCCUUGGUGGUCAACAACCCUCAACUUUCAGCUCUUUCCGUGGCCUCUUGCUCUGCUUUGGGUGACUUGCAAGAUGAGGUCCUGCGUGAUACUACUCUAAAAGAGAUUAUUCAAGCUCUUUCUAUUUCUCCCACUAGCAAAUAUCCCUAUACUUGGCGUGGAGGUUGUUUACUGCAUCAUGGGAGACUUGUGCUACCGCGAGGAUCUCCACGCAUUCAGACUUUGCUUCCUGAGUUUCAUUCUACACCACAGGGAGGUCAUUCAGGUUAUUUACGUACAUUGAAGCGAGUGGCACAUGUUUUAUAUUGGGCUGGCAUGAGGGACGAUAUCAAGAAAUUUGUGUCGCAGUGUGAGGUUUGCCAACGUCAUAAAUAUUCCACUCUCAGCCCGCAAGGUCUCCUACAGCCGCUGCCCAUUCCUAAUUCAUCUUGGGAAGCUAUUACUAUGGACUUUGUCGGGGGUUUGCCGCGUGCUCACGGGGCUGAUACAGUGUUGGUGGUGGUGGAUCGCUUAACUAAAUACGCCCAUUUUCUGCUCUUAGGCCAUCCUUAUUCCGCAAAAGAUGUUGCUGAGUUAUUUUUAAAAGAAGUAGUUCGGUUACAUGGGUUUCCUUCUUCUAUAGUUUCUGACCGUGAUAGAAUCUUUGUGAGUAAUUUUUGGUCUGCUCUUUUCAAACUCUCUGGUACAACACUGAAAAUGAGUACGGCGUAUCACCCCGAGACGGAUGGGCAAUCUGAGGUAGUCAAUCGUUGUAUGGAGGAAUACCUACGCUGUUUUGCUAGUGGUCACCCUAAACAAUGGCCUCGUUGGAUUCCAUGGGCGGAAUAUUGGUAUAAUACGACAUUUCAUCGAUCCGCGGGGAUGACACCCUUUCAAGCCCUUUACGGUCAUCCUCCCCCCUCUCUUUUAAAGUAUUCUGGUGAUCCCACAGUAGUGGAGGAUGUUCAUCUUCUUUUGCAGGACCGUGAUGCUAUCCUAGGACAAUUACAUUUGAAUCUGGCAAAGGCCCAAAAUAGGAUGAAACAGUAUGUUGAUGGCAAGAGGCGAGAUGUUUCUUUCAGCCCUGGUGAGUAUGUUUUUCUGAAAUUACAGCCUUAUAAAUUCCAUUCUCUGGCAAAACACCGUUUCCACAAGCUGCGACCUCGCUUUUAUGGCCCUUUUCUGAUCUUGGAGAAGCUGGGUCCCGUGGCGUAUCGUCUUGAAUUACCUGCUCACACUUCUAUCCAUCCAGUCUUUCAUGUCUCCCAACUGAAAAAAGUUUUAUCUGAUGAUGUUGAAGCUCAACCAUUGCCACCCUCCAUUUCUGAUAAUUUAGAGCUGGUUCAAUCCCCAGAAAGUGUUAAGCAAGUUAGAAUUGGUGCGGAUGGUAAGCAAGUCGUUCUCGUCAAAUGGGCAGGUGCUGCUGACUGUGACAACACGUGGGAAUUCUUUGAUGCUAUUAACACUCAUUUUCCUGAUUUCAACCUUGCGGACAAGGUUGCUGCGUUGGGGGGGAGUGGUGAUAGACCCAUUAUCACUAAAACAUAUGAAAAGAGGCCACGUGGCAGUGCUUAAUUGAUCCAUGUGUUUGCUCUUUAUUGGGAUUGCUCUCUGUAAUGGUGUUGCUGGUUUGUUAUAGGUACAGGGUGCAGAGUGGUGGAAGGCAUCUGGGUAUUUUGUUGCUUUUCUCUCUAGAGAGAGUGGGGAGGUCCUAGCCCUCGAAGUCUAGGGUUUUAUCAUCUUUCUUGCUUGUUCUCCAUUUCUGGUUGUAAUAGGCAUUAUCAGUGCAGUAAUAU